CACGGUCACGCGAUAUCUGCGCGGAAGUCACGUGACGGGGUGAAAGAUGGAGGCGGCACUGGAGCAGCAUCUAGAGGAUACAAUGAAACACCCUUCCAUUGUUGGAGUCUUGUGCACCGACUCACAGGGAUUAAAUCUAGGCUGCAGGGGGAGCUUGUCAGAUGAACAUGCUGGUGUCAUCUCAGUUCUUCCUUUGCAGGCGGCAAAGCUUACUUUGGAUCCCACAGAUGUGCCAGUUGUGUGUUUGGAAUCUGAUAGCGGAACAAUAAUGAUUCAAAAACAUGACCGCUUGACAGUAGCAGUUCACAAGAUGUCAUCCUAACGGCUUCUUUAUGUGGAGUGGAUGAAGAGAAAAAUGUGGCAUUGCAGAUUUCAUUCUAGUUUCUUUUUUUCUGAAAAUACUUAAGUUUUUUUUGUCACUAAGCAGCUAUGCACAAAUACAGAUUAAGCUGCCUGUGGAAUCUCCCGAAGGAAAGGUUUGUGAAAUGUUACCAUUGAAGGCACUGAUACAUGUUUAGAG
This is a messenger RNA of Spea bombifrons (plains spadefoot toad), 520 nucleotides long. RefSeq names its product late endosomal/lysosomal adaptor, MAPK and MTOR activator 5 (gene LAMTOR5). Lineage: Eukaryota; Metazoa; Chordata; Amphibia; Anura; Pelobatidae. Gene Ontology annotation, molecular function: guanyl-nucleotide exchange factor activity. The record is from RefSeq and is a predicted model, not a curated record. Gene Ontology annotation, cellular component: Ragulator complex; cytoplasm; lysosome. Bases 47 to 322 code for a protein of 91 amino acids. The transcript is spliced from 4 exons. Gene Ontology annotation, biological process: cellular response to amino acid stimulus; positive regulation of TORC1 signaling.